Messenger RNA from Acipenser ruthenus (sterlet), 6483 nucleotides. RefSeq names its product EMILIN-1-A-like. The transcript is spliced from 8 exons. The coding region runs from base 445 to 3744 and encodes 1099 amino acids. Gene Ontology annotation, molecular function: protein binding. NCBI's taxonomy places the organism in Eukaryota, Metazoa, Chordata, Actinopteri, Acipenseriformes, Acipenseridae. The record is from RefSeq and is a predicted model, not a curated record.
UGACCUGGAAAUACCAUUAUCUCAAGAAAAGCACAGCCAAGCAUUGAAAAAGUGCGUUUUAAAAAAGAAAAAAGGGGAUCAUUUUUGAUGACUUAUGAAGAUUUGCUACGACUAUCAAACAGUAUCAAAAUAUCAUAUUCUUACUUCAGAGUGAAGGAGAGAAAAAAAGACUAGAUUGUUUUUUUUUUUGGUUUUUUAGAAACCAUUCUUUGUGGGGAAAAGCGCUCAUUGGACGCCAAUCGCCCCCAAACGAGCUUUUCUACCUACUGUUUGAUUGGUGUGUCACAGGAUGGAUUUUUAAUUGUUGUUUGUCGCAGUUUUUAUUUUUUAAGAGAGGCGAGACAAUCAGAUAGAGUCUGGAAUUGAUCCAGGGAUUUUUCAGAACUAUUAUUAAUUGGACAUCGAUCUCAUUUUUGAAGGGCGUAUUUCGCUUUUGCUGUAAGAAUGUCAGGCUUUGUCCCACAUUUACUUCUCUCAUUUUUUGUUCUUUUGGGAGCGGUGUGGAGUGCAUCAUACCCCCAGAGAUACAACCUGUAUAUGGGGCAGCUCCAGACCACACAGCCCCAGCAGCCGAAUGUGUUGAGGGCUUCCAGCAGACACAGAAACUACUGUGCGUAUGUAGUAACUCGAACAGUGAGCUGCGUGGUGGAGGACGGUGUAGAGACCUAUGUUAAGCCAGACUACCAGCCAUGCUCCUGGGGGUCGAUUCAGUGCUCUCGCGUAGUAACGUACCGAACAUAUAUGAGACCUAGGUACAAAGUAGCUUACAAGAUGGUUACGGAGAUGGAGUGGAAGUGUUGUCAUGGCUACUCAGGAGAUGACUGCGCUGAAGGACCCACAGAAGGCCAGUCACAAGGGACCCAAAUCUCCACAGUUAGGCCCCGACCCAAACCAAUACGUCCAGGACAGACGGGCUCCAACUCUGGGAAUGUACAGAUGGAAGGAGAAGGAAGGCAUGACUCCGACAAGGUGAAACACUUAGAAGGCAAGGUCCAGAGUCUGACCAAAGAACUUCAUGAUCUCCAGUCCACCCUGCGAGGGAUGAAUGAAAAGUUUCAUGAGGAGAUCCGCAAGACCCUAGUGACAGCCCUCAAUGGCAAGCAGCCAGCUGAUGCUGCACACCCAGAGAUGAAGGAAACCCUCAGUGACAUUCAGAAAACGAUACAGCAUCUUGACAACCGUAUCCAGGUCCAUGAUAAAGAGCUGAACUACCUGAACAACAAAUCUCAGACAAAUGGUGAAGGGGGUGAAAACUUCAUUGAACAUUCAGACACUAAAAUGAACCAAAAACUCACCGACCUGAAGGAAGAAAUUGUGAGAGACUUGGAAAAAAGGCUCCAGCAGUAUUGCUCUGGCUGCCAAUUGCAAGUGGAGGACUUGAGGAAGCAGCAGGAGGAAGACAGAGACAGGAUCCGGGGGCUAGAGAAACUCAUUAACUCUGUGGACCAGCGGAACAAGCAUGUGAUGGAGAUUGUGCAGAAACAUGUGUCAAGUUCAUCCAACCAGCCUUCAAGGGACUGCUGUGCCCAAGUGGACCAAAUUGAACAUAAAGUCAGUGACAUUGAGAGGAAGCUAUAUUCUGUCUCUGAGGCUUACAAUGUUUUGAAUGGGCGGCUAGACAAUGAGUUGGCCGAGAUUGAGAAGGAGGACAUUUUGAAUAGAGAAGAGAAAACAAGUGCCCUUCUGGAAGACUUGGAAAGUCGUCUAAACAUCACAGAGAGGAAUACAGAAGAGCAUUGUCUCUUUGUCCAAACCGAGCUAAAGGGUUAUUUCCAUAAGGAGAUAAAUGACUUGAGAAAUGAGUUUAAUGAUAGGUUUGAUGAAAAUGGAGCCAAAAUAUCUAACAUAGUUCAAAAUGUGAACAGCUUAAAGGACAGAAUUGUUGACCAUGGCAAAGGCCUUGACAAAGUCUUCAUCCUUACAUCUGACAUGGAGAAUCAAUUGACUUCAGCAGUUAACAGUUGUGCUAAAAUCUGUGUCAGCAGUGGUCCUCCACAUCCAGAAGUUGAUGACUCUAAAAUGUCAGAUGUAGUGAAAAAAUUGGAGUGGAAGGUCAUUGUAAAUGAAGAAGAGAUUAAAAACUUUGGAAACAAGAUAAAGAACCUCUCAAUCUCUGGCGAUUUACUGAAGAACACAGUGGUAGAUAUUGGCCAUGAUGUACAGAAACUGAAGACCUUGAUAGGACACAAUGGUGAACAUUUCAAUAGGAUUGUUACUAACAUAGAGAACCUUGAGAAAGAACUAGAUUACAAUACCUUAACAAGUCUUACCAUUUACAGCUCUGUGAAAAACCAACUAGUUUCUCUGCGGAAUGAGACAGAAGACUACUUAGAUAAGCUGGCUAUGGAUCUGAAUAACAUACGUACCAGAGUGGAUUCUGGGGACACAACUUGUGCCCAAAUAUGCUCAAACCUACAGGAAGAAGUCGGGAAACUAAAGGAAGAAGUAGAAAAAUGCAGCGGACAAUGUAAGGUAGUCUUGAAGAGGCCAGAGGGAGGCCAGGUAGGAGGGGAUGAUCUAAACCAGCAGAAACCUUUAGAUGGACACAGUGUUAUCGGCGGGACAUCCAGCGUCAACUUGAAGUCUAUUCAAGGAGAGCUUUCAGAGGUCAUUCUGACAUUCAACUCCAUUAAUGACACACUCAAGGGCCUUGAACAUACAGUGCAGAAGCACAUUAGUGUUAUCCAUGACCUGGGCACCACUAAGGACAAAAUCAUCUCUGAAAUCAACAAAAUCCAGCAGGAGGUGAAUGAGCACAUUGAGGACAGCAAAGGCAGGUUCGACCAUGUCAGUAGGGAGAUCCAUCGGUUUGGUAACAACUUCAUGGUAGAAAUGGGUGAGUGUAAACACUCAUCUGAUGGACUGGAAAAGAGGAUUUCCAAGAUGGAGAACCUUUGCGGAAAGUUUGACACAGUAUCAGGCAGCUUGGAAAGAAUUAAGGAUGGCCUGAACAAGCAUGUGUCCAGCCUCUGGAACUGUGUGCAUGGGUUGAAUAGCACAGUCAUUACCCACAGUGGCUACUUGGACACCAUUCAGAACACACAGCUGGAUGAAAUUAAUCAACGACUAAACUUCUUGAACUCCUCUAUGCUCACCUUAUUCAAGGAGUUCCAGGACUUUACCCUUCAGGACGUUAUGGGACUUCCAGGUCCAUUAGGCCCCCAGGGAGAGAGAGGUUUCCAAGGACCCCCUGGACCACAAGGGCCCCCAGGCAGGGAUGGAGCCACAGGCAGACCAGGAGAACAAGGACCAAUGGGACCCCCAGGUAUCAGAGGCGAACAAGGUCUUCCUGGUUUAGAUGCAUCGCUACCAAAGGUUUCAUUUUCAGCAGCUCUGACAUACCCACAGGUGGAUGCUGGAACAAUCCUUUUCGAUAAGGUCUUGGUGAACGACGGCCACUUCUACGAUCCUUCUACUGGAAUCUUUAAGGCUCCUUAUGAUGGGCGAUACUUCUUCAGUGCCAUCUUGACAGGCCACAAGAAUGAGAAGAUUGAAGCCGUGCUCUCCAAAUCCAACUAUGGGAUUGCACGGGUGGACUCUGCUGGAUACCAGCCUGAGGGGCUGGAGAACAAACCUGUGGCUGAAACCAAGCCCACCCCAGGCACCCUAGCCGUCUUCAACAUCAUCCUCCCGCUGAAGACUGGAGACACGGUCUGCAUUGACCUGGUCAUGGGCAAACUGGCACACUCUGAUGAGCCGCUCACAAUUUUCAACGGGGCACUUGUAUAUGAAGAUGAUGUGUAAUACAAUUUAAUGUGACAGACGAUAACUGCUGUUUCUUUUUCAUCAUUUUUUUAAUUAAGAGGAUAAUAAACGGCUAACAGUAGAAUAUAUUCUUCCUCAACACAAAAAGUACAUGGAAUGGCUGCCAUUGAGAUUCAUUGUUAUCCCACAUGACAUAAAUUCUGGAGGACAAUAUAAAUGAGUUACAAAUGGUUUUCGUCACAAGUAAUAUAUUAGCAUUGCCUGAAUGUGAGAAUUGUAGCCAUUAGCCACCGGUUUUAAAAGAUGUUCAACCCAAGAGUACUGAAAUAUAUAAUGUUAAAAUGAAGUUACUAUUGUUAGAAUGAAUAGUCUACUUUGUAAUUUGUACUGUAAACAUGGAUUAUAAGAGGUCUUGCACUUGACAACAAAAAUACCUCUAACUUUGCACAUCAUUCAAUGAUAUUUUAACCAUAACAAAAGAUGAUCUAAAAUAUGUAAAUCACAUUUAAAACAAAACGUUGCAGCCACAGUAAGAAAUGGCCUAUCUUUAUUUUAAUUCAGUUAAAUGUAUUCUAACAACAACAACUCUGUAGAUAACUUUAUUCAUAAAGAUUCUCACAAUUAAUAAAAUAUGAUACUUGAGAAUUAAAUAUUUUUUAUCAUGCAAGACAAAACUCCCAUUUAUAAUGCCAAUAGUUUGGCUACAGCUAAAAUUGCCUUUGGGAAAUGUAAAAAAGAAAAAAGAAAACACUGUAAACAAUCCAAGAGGUGUAGUAAAUGGACACUAGUAUUUUAUAUUGAAUUAACCACUUUUAAUGGCUUUUGACAUAACCAGAUUAUGUCAACCAAACUUUAUAAGCUGCCCAUUACAAUGUUAAUGACAGCUCCUGGUGUUUUUUGCGUAAGAUAGCUUUUGUUUGUUAGAGCAGUUUCUUGGGAAAGGUUUGAACAUGAAUUUAAAUAUUUGUUAAAACCAGCUUCGUUUGUAGUAGUUUAAAUCGCCGUUAUCAAGGAUUAGUCAGUGUUUUGUUCACAGAUAUGCGUAUGUUAAAUAAAUACUAAAGACCUUAUAACCCUUAAGUGUGGGGAACAUAAGUUAUGAUGGGUUCUACAUAAGUGAGAUAAUAAUAUAUCUAACCACAUUGUGAAAAAAAUGUAUGAAAUAUAUAUAUAUAUAUAUAUAUAUAUAUAUAUAUAUAUAUAUAUAUAUAUAUAUAUAUAUAUAUAUAUAUAGACAGUGCAGUGAAAAAGUAUUUGCCCCCUAUCUGAUUUUCUGUAUUUUUGCCCAAUAUAAAUCUGACUAACUCUGGCCCUUACCAUCAGAGUGAAGUUGUCAGCACACAGGUUCUAGAGGCACAUCAUGCCACAAACAAAAGAAAUUCCUGAAGACCUCCGGAAAAAAGUUGUUGAUGCCUAUCAGUCUGGAAAGGGUUACAAAGCCAUUUCUAAGGUUCUGGGGCUCCACCGAACCACAGUCAGAGCCAUAUUGUCCAAAUGGAGAAAGUUUGGGACAGUAGUGAAUCUUCCCAGGAGUGGCAGUCCUGCCAAAAUCUCUCCAAGACCAAGGCGUAAAAUCGUCCAGGAAGUCACAAAGAACCCUAGAACAACAUCCAGGGAUCUGUAGGCCUCUCUCGCCUCGGCUAAGUCAGUGUUCAUGACUCUACCAUCAGAAAGACACUAGACAAAAAUGGGAUUCAUGGCAGAGUAGCAAGGCGGAAACCAUUGCUCACUAAGAAGAACAUGAAUGCUUGUCUCAAGUUUGCCAAAAAGCACCUGGAUGAUCCUCAAGAGUUCUGGAACAAUGUUCUAUGGACAGAUAGUCAAAAGUGGAACUUUUUGGCCGACAUGGGCCCCGUUAUGUCUGGCGAAAACCAAACAUUGCAUUCCACAGUAAGAAGCUCAUACCAACGGUCAAGCAUGGUGGUGGUAGUGUCAUGGUUUGGGGAUGCUUUGCUGCAUCAGAACCUGGACGCCUUGCCAUCAUUGAAGGAACCAUGAAUUCUCCUCUGUAUCAGAGAAUUCUAAAGGAGAAUGUCAGGCCAUCCGUCUGUGAGCUGAAGCUGAAGUGCAGCUGGGUCAUGCAGCAAGACAAUGAUCCGAAACACAUUAGCAAGUCUACAUCAGAAUGGUUGAAGAACAAGAAAUUUCAAGUAUCAGACCUAAACCCCAUUGAGAUGUUGUGGCAGGACCUGAAAUGAGCAGUUCAUGCUCGAAAACCCACAAAUGUCACUGAGUUGAAGCAGUUCUGCAUUGAGGAGUGGGACAAAAUUCCUCCACGGCGCAGUGAGAGACUAAUCAAUAACUACAGGAAGUGUUUGGUUGCAGUUAUUGCUGCUAAAGGUGGCUAACCAGUUAUUGAGUCUAAUGGGGCGAUUAUUUUUUCACACGGGGGCAUUGGGUGUUGCAUAACUUUCUUUAAUAAAUAAAUGAAAUAUGUAUCAAAUUUUUGUGUUAUUUGUUCAUUCAGGGUCCCUUUUAUCUAAUAUUAGGUUUUGGUUGAAGAUCUGAUAACAUUCAGUGUCAAAAAUAUGCAAAAAUGCAAUAAAUCAGACUGGCAAAUACUUUUUCACGGCACUGUAUAUAUAUAUAUAUAUAUAAUAUAUAUAUAAUUUAACUUUACUGUCACUCAGUAGUAUUUGUUGCAAUGCCAGCUUUGCUCCUUAAAGUGUAUACUGAUGUGUCUGUACACUUGUAUAUAUCUAUAUUACACCAAAACAUGUUUUUUAUUCCACUGUUUAUUUGCCAACACAUUUAUUAAAUAAAGAUAUUUAAAUUGUA